This is a messenger RNA of Penicillium lagena, 558 nucleotides long. RefSeq names its product putative ubiquitin conjugating enzyme (UbcB). The record is from RefSeq and is a predicted model, not a curated record. Bases 1 to 558 code for a protein of 185 amino acids. The transcript is spliced from 3 exons. Lineage: Eukaryota; Fungi; Ascomycota; Eurotiomycetes; Eurotiales; Aspergillaceae.
AUGGGUAGCCAGAAGCGCAUAGCCAAGGAGCUGGGCGAACUCGUCCAGUCCCCUCCGGAGGGGAUCACUGUCGAAUUGGCCGAUGAGUCCAACCUGUAUGACUGGAAGGUUCACAUGGAAGGACCAGAAGGAUCUCCAUUUUAUAAUGAUCGCGUGCCUCGCUUGGAAGCAGAGCUCGGAGACGGAAGAACAUACCUCGCUUUCACUGAAACCAAACUCGCUGACCUUGAUUUCACCAUGCAGAAAGGCAAAUUCCUCAUAAAGCUCACACUCCCCACCGGAUACCCCUUCAAACCACCAAGCGUCUCCUUCGCUACGAAAAUCUACCACCCAAACGUGACCAACGAUGACAAAGGGAGCAUGUGUCUAGGCAUGCUCCGUCCAGAUGAAUGGAAGCCCAGCUCCAAGAUUGCCGCCGUUCUAGAGUUCGCGCGACAGCUGCUCGCAGAGCCGAUGCCGGACGAUGCGGUUGAGGGGAGGAUUGCAGAACAGUAUAAAAAUGAUCGGAAGCGCUACGAGGAGAUUGCCCGCGACUGGACGAGGAAACACGCCACGUGA